AUGGCCGAAGGUUUGUACCAGAUACAGCGAGGCCGUGGGCUGGAAACUAGUUGCGGUAGAUGGUGGGUACUGAAACGGCGAUUGGGCAAGAGCGGCGAUGGCGCCAAGCCGAAACAGUCACCUAAACACAAGAUUGUCGCAGCAGGUGUCUCCAACGGCUUAACAGCUGCGCAUCAUCAUUCAUGUACCGUCUUGAAGUUGUCGCCUGGGUUAGCCAUCAUCUCAGGCAGCCGUCUCAUGUUCCGCAGGCAUCUCGAGCGUUAG
Molecule: messenger RNA, 264 nt
Organism: Clonostachys solani
Lineage: Eukaryota; Fungi; Ascomycota; Sordariomycetes; Hypocreales; Bionectriaceae
Source: the annotation of a GenBank genome assembly